This is a messenger RNA of Coffea eugenioides, 969 nucleotides long. Its product is annotated as hydroxyproline O-galactosyltransferase GALT3. The record is from RefSeq and is a predicted model, not a curated record. Gene Ontology annotation, molecular function: hexosyltransferase activity. Lineage: Eukaryota; Viridiplantae; Streptophyta; Magnoliopsida; Gentianales; Rubiaceae. Bases 1 to 969 code for a protein of 322 amino acids. Gene Ontology annotation, cellular component: Golgi membrane. The transcript has a single exon.
AUGAAGCCAAGCAGAUCAUCAAAUGGCCAGCGUUUCAUCGUAACUUCCUUCUUCUUCAUAGUUUUUCUUUGUAUUCUAGCAUCAAUAAACGAAGUUAGAUUCGAUAGUUUUUUAAGAUUUGGUAGAUGUGCAUUUUCACGCGCACCCCAUUAUUCAUCCGAAGAAAAUUUUCUUGCAGCUAAUUCAUCCUCCACCUCCAAUUCAUCAUCCACCGAUGACGUUAGAAUACUGAUAGGAAUCCCAACACUUCCUGAUCACUACCACAAAAGACACUUCCUACGGCUAGUCUACGGCAUACAAUCACCUCAGAAUGCAAAAGUUGACGUGAAAUUUGUAUUCUGCAACCUCACAAAGGAAGAUCAAAAGGUUCUCGUGGCACUAGAAAUUAUGCGUUACAACGAUAUAAUCAUCCUCAACUGCAGGGAGAAUAUGAACCAGGGUAAGACCUAUACCUAUUUUUCAAGCUUACCAGAGAUGCUGAACAAUACAGAUGGACCAUUUCCACCAUACCAUUAUGUGAUGAAAGCAGAUGAUGAUUCGUAUUUUAGGUUAGAAAAUUUGGUUGAGUCUUUGAGGCCAUUGCCUAGGGAAGACCUGUACUAUGGUUAUGUUAUUCCAUGCCCAAGUAUGGACCCUUUUGUCCAUUACAUGUCUGGAAUGGGGUAUUUAGUUUCUUGGGAUAUUGUAGAGUGGAUUAAGGAGUCUGAUAUUCCAUUGAAGCAUCUUGAAGGGCCGGAAGAUAAGGUUUUUGGAGAGUGGCUUAGAGAUGGUCAUCGCGCUAAAAAUAGGUACAAUGCUAAAUGGUCUAUGUACAACUUUCCCGAGCCUCCCACAAGGUGCACUCACGAGCUAUGGCCGGACACUAUUGCAGUUCACCUUUUGAAGACUCAAGAGAAGUGGAUUCGGACAUUGAAUUAUUUCAAUGUUACAAAGAACCUGAAACCAUCUAAAUUGUACCAUAUACCUUAG